AUGUUUGCCUGGCUCACGGUGGGGAGGGCAAAAGAGCCUCGCCGCUCAUCCUCGUACUUGGAUCGGGAUCAAAGAGACGAGGGAGAGAGCCAAAGACUGUUACCGGGUGACGUAGAUGUCGAGGCAGAGGAGUUGGAUCAUCAUGAUGGCUGCUUUCCGCCCCACGCCCCUGAUCAAACCAGCCCCUAUGCAGAUUUGCCUGUGUACACGACUAUUCAUCGGAUAAGGAGAGAUGUCAUCGCCGCAAUAGACGAUCCAUAUAGCAUUGAGCAGUUGCGCGAUCCGCGGAUGAAUCUCUCCGUGGUGAGGCCUCUUGUUGAUAAACUCUACGAUCUGACUGAUAUUUCUAUGGUCUAUUGCUUGCUCGUAAAUCGUGUACAGUUCCAAAGGGAGCAAGCAAGCCAGGCCCAUCAUCAAAGCGUUCGCGCCACUCGUGCUCUCCUCUGCGAGCUACUUGCAAACCGCAUUUUAAGGCGCUUUCUUGAAGACAAUCCCGGCGCCCAGGGCCUACUUCUACUCGCACAGAUCCUUGUUGGAGGCUUUGAUCCAUUCCAAAAUGCGCCGCCAGAAGUUAUGGAGCAUCUCGAUCAUCUGUCAUGGACAGUGCAGGGUCGAACUGGAUACCGGAGAAAACUACCAGCCUUGGAGAUUGCCAUAAUAUCGGAAAGCAAACUCUUCCUUAGCUCUUCGGCGUGUCAAAAGGUGGUAAAUGCUAUUUACGAGGGACGAGUUAUCUAUACUCCUACUUCAUUCAUAGACAUACUACCAGAUCAUUACAAACAUAAGCCAGUAUCUCUCUAUAAUCCACGCGGGGCACCACUUUUCAAUCAAUAUCGACUCAUUGUCCCGCGAACGAGGAAAUUUAUUGAAGUCGGCGAGUUCAUAUUGCUCUUGGUCUUGUUUCUCUUCGUCAUGGCAGACCGCGACCCAUCGCAUUUCAGCUCACUCGAGCUUGUAUUCCAGGUGUAUACAAUUGGCUUCUUGCUGGAUAUGUUUGCUACGAUACUGGAGCAUGGUUGGCAUGUCUAUACCCAGAAUCUUUGGUCGUUCCUCGACGUUACCUUUGCUGGAAUCUUCGCCAUAUACCUAUGUCUACGCGUCCAUGGCUGGAGGGUUGAUGAUCCCAAAUAUGGCCAGCAAGCAAUGGAUGUAUUAGCCAUGGGAGCACCAGUUUUGGUCCCUCGCGAUGAUGAGGGACUUUACCGUCCUCACUGUACUAGCAGUUUGGUGCUUUGCUGGGUAACCAACCCCCCCCUCAAAAUUGUUAUGUUGGAACUCCCAAAGGGUGCUCCAUCAUCUCAUCGCGACUCUUAUUCUCCACCAUACCAAAAAACGGUACUAAUUCGUUGUAGGUUCUUGUUGAGCAUGAGCUGGCUUUCCGAUGGAGGACACAAGCCUAUCACAAUAUCAAAAUGGAUGCUCUGGGUUUGGUUUGGACUCGAUGGGACUGGGAUUCAAAAAUCUACCGACUUCCACUGGCUUUUGGGCCCCAUCCUGAUGGUUGCUUUUGCUUUCCUAGGAAAUACUCUCUUCCUCACCAUUCUAGUCUCCAUGCUCAGCACUACUUUCUCAAACAUUGUAUCGAAUGCCACCGCUGAGAUACAAUUUCGUCGCAGUGUCUUGACGCUCGAAGGUGUAAAGUCAGAUGCCAUUUUCGCGUACGCACCCCCUUUCAACAUCCUCGCCCUCUUAAUUCUUCUCCCUCUGAAAUUCGUCGUUACUCCACGCUGGUUUCACAAAGUCAACGUUGCAGCAGUCCGUAUACUCAACGCUCCCAUACUCUUGAUCAUAGGAAUCAUGGAACGACGCGUCCUCUGGUCUGGCGCCCGCCAUCCCCUGGAAGCGCACGAACAACUGCCCAAAACACCCAACCGUGCGGGCCUGUGGGAUUUCUCUCGGUCCUUCUCAGUGCACGGUGACAUACAAGCAGUAUUCGAUUCGGAACCACCCGAGGAGAUCGAGGAUGAGAUAGCAGGGGAUGACGACUUUGGUGCAAAUGCCCUGGAGGAUCAAUUUGCGAGGGAGUCUGGGCCCGAGGCAGCGGGUGGGGGGAGGAAACGCCAAAAGGUGGGAGGAGGUAAGAAUAGAAGGGAUUCCGUGCAGCCGUUUGCUGGAUUGUCGCAGCAUGUGAAGGAUUUGAUUAAUGAGGGGAGUGAGGAUGGAGGAGGGGAAGACAUGAAGAGUCGCUUAGAGGCUUUGGAGCAAUCUACCAUGAGGAUUGAGAGGAUGUUGGGACGGUUGUGUGAAAAGCUGGAUGAGGGGGAUUAA
Messenger RNA from Lachnellula hyalina, 2268 nucleotides. RefSeq lists its product as uncharacterized. NCBI's taxonomy places the organism in Eukaryota, Fungi, Ascomycota, Leotiomycetes, Helotiales, Lachnaceae. The transcript has 10 exons. Bases 1 to 2268 code for a protein of 755 amino acids. The record is from RefSeq and is a predicted model, not a curated record.